CCGCCCUCCCCGAGGCCUCUGCGUGUCUCUGGCUGAGCCGCCAGUGGAUGUCGUUGUUCUGUUCCUUGAGCGCGAUGUCACUCCUUUAGCAUGACCUCAAACGCGGCGGGGGCUGGGACCGCCAGUCAUCCUCCGUGCGAGGGCCGGGGCGGGCGCGGGCGGGACCCAGCCCCGCCGCCCGCCGCACUUUUGUGGUGCCGCCGCCGCCGCGGGCUCCCCUUUCUCGGCGGGGCUGGCCGCGGGGCGGGCGAUGCUCCGCGCUCUCUGAGCCGCCGCACCGCGUCCGUCGUCCGUCCCCGCGGAGGCCGCGCAGGAUGCCGCGGAGGGGCGCGGAGGCGGCGCUGGCCCUGCUGCUGGCAGCGGCGUGGCUGGCGCAGCCCCUGCGCGGCGGCUACCACGGCGGGAGCAUGUUCGCCGUGCAGACGGGCCAGCCUGACCCCUGCUACGACGAGCACGGGCUGCCCCGCCGGUGCAUCCCCGACUUCGUCAACUCGGCUUUUGGGAAGGAGGUGAAGGUGUCGAGCACCUGCGGGAAGCCGCCGUCGCGGUACUGUGUGGUGACGGAGAAGGGCGAGGAGCAGGUCCGCUCCUGCCACCUCUGCAACGCCUCCGACCCCAAGCGCGCCCACCCGCCCUCCUUCCUCACGGACCUCAACAACCCGCACAACCUGACCUGCUGGCAGUCCGACAGCUACGUCCAGUACCCCCACAACGUCACCCUCACCCUCUCCCUGGGCAAGAAAUUCGAGGUGACCUACGUCAGCUUGCAGUUCUGCUCACCGCGCCCCGAGUCCAUGGCCAUCCACAAGUCCAUGGACUACGGCAAGACCUGGGUGCCCUUCCAGUUCUACUCCACGCAGUGCCGCAAGAUGUACAACAAGCCGAGCCGCGCCGCCAUCACGAAGCAGAACGAGCAGGAGGCGGUCUGCACCGACUCGCACACCGACGUGCGUCCCCUCUCCGGCGGCCUCAUCGCCUUCAGCACCCUGGACGGCCGCCCCACCGCCCACGACUUCGACAACUCGCCAGUGCUGCAGGACUGGGUGACGGCCACCGACAUCAGGGUGACCUUCAGCCGCCUCCACACCUUCGGCGACGAGAGCGAGGAUGACUCCGAGCUGGCCCGCGACUCCUACUUCUACGCCGUCUCCGACUUGCAGGUCGGCGGGCGAUGCAAGUGCAACGGCCACGCGUCGCGCUGUGUCCGUGACCGCGACGACAGCUUGGUGUGCGACUGCAAGCACAACACGGCCGGCCCCGAGUGCGACCGCUGCAAGCCCUUCCACUACGACCGGCCCUGGCAGCGAGCUACGGCCCGGGAAGCCAACGAGUGUGUGGCCUGCAACUGCAACCUGCACGCCCGGCGGUGCCGCUUCAACAUGGAGCUCUACAAGCUGUCCGGGCGCAAGAGCGGCGGCGUGUGCCUCAACUGCCGGCACAACACUGCUGGCCGGCACUGCCACUACUGCAAGGAGGGCUUCUACCGGGACCUCAGCAAGCCCAUCUCCCACCGCAAGGCCUGCAAAG
This is a messenger RNA of Neopsephotus bourkii (Bourke's parrot), 1527 nucleotides long. RefSeq names its product netrin-1. The record is from RefSeq and is a predicted model, not a curated record. The annotation marks the transcript as partial. Lineage: Eukaryota; Metazoa; Chordata; Aves; Psittaciformes; Psittacidae. The transcript has 2 exons.